UGUUAAUUUUAUUGAAAUUCUUCGGAGGCUGCAUUCGGUACAUGUAUAAGUCCGUGGAAGAGUCAAAGGGUCACCACUACUGAGGAUCUCCCCCUAAUCUUAGAUGGGUCGUCUGAGGGUUCGCCGCGGUUCAUUGCUGUGCUUACACACUAGGCUACCCUUCUCCGAAAGCUCCGCGGGACCACCUAUCACUAGUCUUCGGUCGGAGGGGUUUAUUGCACAAAAACCGGGACGCUGGCUCUCGCAGAGGGAAGCCCAACGAAUGUCAGAUGCAAAGCAUCGCACCUCAUUAAGAUCAUAUUAGCAUACUCUCCCCAAAAAAAAAGAGCAGACCCCAUUGAAGACGGGAGUGAGAUACAACAAGGCCAGUUCUGUCCCUUCUCACGGAGCCGUACGUGGACGUUACCGCUCAUACAGCUCCCAGCCAGCAAGAGUUAGCUUUCCUCUGCAAGGAAUGGAAGUGUGGAUGAAUCGACAUCAAAUAUAGGAAUUUGGUUUUUCUUAUCAUAUCAGCAAUAACACAUCUAAUUUGCAAAUUUCAUGUUUGUUGUUUUAAGUUUUAAAAUGUU
Asparagus officinalis (garden asparagus) is the source of this 569-nucleotide messenger RNA. RefSeq lists its product as uncharacterized. NCBI's taxonomy places the organism in Eukaryota, Viridiplantae, Streptophyta, Magnoliopsida, Asparagales, Asparagaceae. The record is from RefSeq and is a predicted model, not a curated record.